AUGGAUUUGGACGGAUUCAUUUACCAAUGUGGACGGAGUGGUGUGGAGAUGAUCUAUUGCCCGUUGAUUGGUGAAGUAUUCGUCGAUGCAAAAACACGGUUUAGCAGCAGAACCCUGUUGCCAGCUGUUGGAAGAUGGUGUAAAUUCAAUGCACGGCUUGAGGUUUGUCCUCUUUUGCAUACCUUUUCUUGCAUAUUUUGCUUAGAUUUAAUCAAAAUUCCCAAUUGUUUGAGUAGAAAACAUGUAUAA
Messenger RNA from Gongylonema pulchrum, 249 nucleotides. NCBI's taxonomy places the organism in Eukaryota, Metazoa, Nematoda, Chromadorea, Rhabditida, Gongylonematidae. The record is from the annotation of a GenBank genome assembly.